This is a messenger RNA of Hydra vulgaris (swiftwater hydra), 4768 nucleotides long. RefSeq names its product rhoGEF domain-containing protein gxcJ. The record is from RefSeq and is a predicted model, not a curated record. Gene Ontology annotation, molecular function: guanyl-nucleotide exchange factor activity. NCBI's taxonomy places the organism in Eukaryota, Metazoa, Cnidaria, Hydrozoa, Anthoathecata, Hydridae.
UAAAAGUCAAUUUUUUUUUGCUAUCAGAUUGAUCAAAUGGAUAAUAAUGAUGACUUAAUAAUUGAAGUUAAAAAAAGUGAGCAACCUUCGCUUGAUAUUUAUGGGUUUAUGAAUGAUAUCAGAAUUUCUUAUAAUGAUGAAGAUAAAAAUUUUGAUUUACCAACAAAUAAACCUUCUGAUGAGACUUUGACGAGCCCUAAUUAUGAUUUAUUUAACAAUACUAGAAAAUCAUUUAUAAAAGAAAAAAUCGAAGAGGAUAUAAUAUUUAAGACCCAAAAAAAUUGUAUUGAACUUUGUAAUUCAGAACUCAACAAGUUGAAUAGUUUAACAGAACUAUCAGAUAGUAAAAUUGACAAUAGUUCUUUAAAUCAUGACGAUGAUAUAUUAGUUGAAAAGUUUAAUCCAGUCCAAGAUAUGAAAUAUCAGAAUAGCCAUUUGUCUGUAUUACCAAAUGCAGAAGAUGGUUCAGAAGUUAAAAGUGCUAAUUCUUGUAACACGGAUAAAAAUUCUUCUGAUAAAGGUUCUUGUAACACGGAUAAAAAUGAGCAAGUUGAGUUUAAAUGUCUUGAAAUUCCGAAACAUAGAUUAUCAGUCGUUAAAAAAUCACUUAUUAUGCAGAAUACAGCAGAAAUCAGCAUAAUCUCUGAAUCUGAAGUUAAUGAGGGAAAAGUUAAAAAUGGAAAUACUGUUGAUAGUAAAAAUGAUUUAGUAGAAAAUCAAUCUUCUGAAAAAACCAGAGCUUCAUCUCCAUUUAGAAGGAGAAAAGGUGUACGUUUAGCAGCAGAUGUUCGACAUAAUCAUCCAGUUUUUCCUGAAGAUAUUUUAGCAGCCUACGAUAUCAUUGAUAGAAAAGAAGUCAAAGAAAUUAAACCAACUAUUGCUAGUAAAAGAAAUAUCUCAUUUAUUAAUCGUUUUAAAACUGUAUUCUCCCACAAUUAUUCAAAAGAUCAAAAAAUUACAUCACAGCAAAAAAGUUCUAUUGUUCACAAUAAUCUUGUGAUUAAGUUAUCUUUAGAAAAAGCAAAUGAUGGUGAGCCUAUGCAGGUUAUAACAAUGUCUCAUUCUGUUAAGCCAGAAAAUAACAAUCCAGGAUCAUCUAUGUUUAUUUAUGUUGAUGAUGAGUUUAAUAGUGAUGAAGAAAAUGGCAAUGGUUUACCUCGUACUCCUAGUGAUGCUGACUCUGAUCGUAGUAGCAUUUUUAAUGAAGAUGAUGACACAGACAAUAUUGACAUGGUAGACAGCUACAGAAGUUAUGCUGUAAAUCAAAACAAUGAAGUAAAUGGAAGUGUUUAUACUGCAAAAAAGGAAGAUGUAUUUUACAUUGAAAAAAAAGAUUAUAUUAGGCAGGGUUUGUUAUCCUAUUCUCCAAUGAAGAAUCAGUCUGUUUAUGAUGUUGAGAAACAAAAUAUGAAAAAUGAUACCAGUAAAAGAACAAUAUCUACAUCAUCUCUUGACAUCAAGUCUGUAGCAAAUGAUUUUCUUCGGUACUCUCUUACCUUAUCAUCAAGAAAGAAGUCUUCAGUUAACGAGCCAUUACGAUUGUUUACUGAUGGCUUUCCAGCAUCAUUGCCUGCUUUUCCUUCUGAUCGUCGUUCAUUAAUUGCAUUAGAGGUUUAUACAACAGAAAGAAGUUAUGUAAGAGGGUUGGAGAUUGUUGUUUUGCAUUUUAUGAAACAGAUCAGUUUAAAUGGAUUCAUGGAUGAUUCAGACCUUAAAAUUGUUUUUGGUAAUAUUGAAAGCAUCUUAGCCUUGCACAAAGAAAUGUUGGAUGAACUACUUGAAAGGAUUUCAAACUGGUCAGAUAGUCAAUCUAUUGGUGAUAUUUUUUUAAUGCAAGAAAACAAGUGGAAAAUUUAUUCUGAUUAUUGUACAAAUUAUGAUGCAAGUGAUGCUUUCUUAAAACAAAGACUGAAGAAGAAGAAGGAUUUUGAAACUUUCUUAAAUAUGUGUUACACUAAUCCAGUAUGUUUACCUGGCUUGACAAUGCCAUCAUAUUUAAUUACUGUUAUCCAACGAAUUCCACGAUAUGUUUUACUGCUCAAGGAUAUUGCUAAGAGAACUAGUAGCGAUCACAAUGAUUUUCAACACUUAAAAGAUGCACUAACACUUAUGGAAAAGAUUGCUUCUUUUUUAAAUGAACAACUAAAACAAUCUCAAUGUCAGAAAGCUUUAGAAUUACUUCAAACACAAAUUACAGGACUUAAGGCUUAUUAUACACCAGAUCGUAAUCUUGUCCAUGAGGGUGCAGUUUGUUUGCAGACAAGCAAAAAGACAUAUCAAUGUGUUCUAUUCAAUGAUCUGCUUGUCUUUGCUGUUAAAGUUGCUAAUAGGCAGAGCAUUGUUGAAUUAGCAUUAGGUUUAAAAACAGUAUGGAUUGAAGAUUUGGAAGGGUUGGAUCCACAAACUACUAAAAAGGAUUCUAUUGGAAUUCACACUCCUGGCAGAUCUUAUAUAAUGUAUGUUGGCUCAAAUUCUGAAAAAAAAAUUUGGUUAGAGAAAUUAAAAAAAGCAAUUUUACAACACUUGUAUGGUUUUGAAUUAAAUGAAAGUAAUGAUAUUGACCUAAGAGAAACUUCUUUUGAAUAUGAUGAUGGCAGUUUAUAUAGUGGUUUCUUUUUGGGAUCCAAGCGUCACAAAGAAGGUACAAUGAUGUGGCCAAAUCAAAUGACAUAUAAGGGAGAAUGGGAAGAUGAUGAACGAAAUGGUUAUGGAACUUUAGGAUAUAUUUCUGGUGAAUUGUAUGAAGGUCAAUGGAAAAAUGACAAACAAGAUGGGUUUGGGACUUUUAUUGAUGCAAAUGGAGACAGUGUUAGUUGCAAAUGGAAAAAUGGUCAGCGACACGGAGAAGCAAUUAUUAAUUACAAAAAUGGUGAUAUGUUUAAUGGAUUUUUUGUGAAUGAUAAUAUAGAAGGGAUUGGUGAAUUGAAGUGUAUAAAUGGUUUAUGUUAUAAAGGAAAGUGGAGAAGGAAUCUUAAGCAUGGAAAAGGAAAUUUAAAAUUACCUGAUGGCUCAGAAUACAGUGGUUAUUUCUAUCGAGAUAAAUAUCAUGGCAAGGGUAAAUUAACUUAUUCAAAUGGAUCUUAUUACACUGGAGAUUUUGAGCGUGGUGAAAGAUGUGGUGAAGGUUCCUAUAUAAUACCUGGGGGAGUUUCAUAUGUUGGUCAGUGGAUGCAUGAUAUGAAGAAUGGUAAAGGAAAGAUGACAUAUGAAAAUGGUGAUGAAUAUGAUGGAACAUGGUAUCAAGAUAUGAGAAUAGGUCAAGGAGUAUUAUUCUACAAUUAUGGUGGGUUUUAUAGAGGACAAUGGCAAAAUGAUCUAAUGCAUGGCACUGGAGUUAUUGAGUAUAAAGAUGGUUCUACUUAUGACGGUGAAUGGGAUAAUAAUAAGAUGUGUGGCCAUGGCAAAGUAAAGUAUCCUGGGGGAACUUGUUACACAGGAGCAUGGAAAGACAAUUUUCCUAAUGGUAAAGGAAUUUUAACUAAGGCCAGUGGUUGGUCAUGCGAUGGGAACUGGGUGCAGGGCAAGCAAGAAGGACAAUGUAAAUUAUGUGAUCCCUCCAAUAACUAUGAGUAUGAUGGUCAAUGGUCAAAUGGUUUAAAGGAAGGGAAAGGUGUUGAAGUAACAAAAUUUUCAACUUAUGUUGGGGAAUUUAUUGAAGAUCUACGAAAUGGACAAGGAUUAGAAAAAUAUUUAAACGGUACAACGUAUGAGGGCAUUUGGUCUCACGGACAAAAACACGGGAAAGGUAUAAAGAAGCUAGUUAAUGGCCUUUCCGAAACACAACGUUGGUCUUACGGUGUUUUAGAAAGCUCCUGUGUACUAUUAUCACCUAGAGAAAUACCGUCUUUGCAACGCUUUUAAAUGAUAAGUGUUUUGUUUUGUUUUGUUUUGUUUUUAUAGAGUUUUUUUACUUACGGCUCACGUACUUUUUUAUGUAAAAUUUAUAAAAAAAAGUCAACGUCAUAAAUUUAUUUUCUACUGUUCAUUCUUAUAUUUAUUCUUUCUGCUAGAUUUUUUAUUUUAUUUAUUAAAUUUUCUAGUAAGUAUUUUUUUAGUUAAAAUUUUUUCAGUUAAGUUUGUGUAAAAUACUUAAUGGUUUGUAUAAAUACAUGCAUUUAUUUGUGUUAACUAUUUAUUAAAUUCGAUAAUUAUUUUUUUUAAUUACUUAUUAGUUGCGAAUUCAUUUAUUUGUGGACUUAUCUACAUUUAAAAAAACUAUGCAAAAAAAUUCCAAUAUUUCUUAAUAAAUCUAAUCUUUUUUUUUUUUUUUUCAAAUUCUUUUUUGUUUCAGUGUAAAUUGAUCAAGAAAUUGCAAGCAAGAUUCAAUUUUUGUUUGUUUUCAGUGUAAAUUAAUUUUAAGCAAGGUUUAAUUUGCUUCAUUUUUUAUUGUUUCCGUUGAUUUUUUAUGUUUUUUAACUUAAAAAAAAAAAAUUCUUAUUAUACUAUAAAAACGACCAUUUUUAGAACAAAGUUUUGUUAAAUUUUCAAAAAUAUUUGUUAAUUUGAUUUUAGUUAGCUUACUAUAAUCUUGCAGAAUUCUUUGUAGCCUUUUAACUAAAUGAAUUUAAAUUACUACGGUACGACUUUUCCAUUGACUUUUCAAUUUCAAAAUUUAAAAUUUUCUAUGUUAACCCUUUUGCUCCGCUUCAUUUUAAGAUUUGACCACUCAGCGCGCAGUAUUUUUAGCUAAAGUUGUAGAUAUAUUAAAAAUAAAAUUUUGUUAUGUUAUCGUAAUAUCUGAACCUUGAAGUAAAGCUUUUCUGAAAGA